GAUUUUCCCGCCAGACCGCUGAUUUGCUGAGUGUUGGCUUACCACAGCUUAGAGAACAUUAGUAUCAAAAAACAGUGGGUGAAAAAUUUUGUAUUUAUAUCUAUCGUUUCCUGCUGGAGGUGUUUUUUUUCGUUUCUUUCUUUUGUUCUUCUCUUUCAUACUCCUUAUAAUAUAUCCCUGCGUCUCCUUCUCUGUACAUAACUUAUAACUAAUCCUCUGUAUAACCUCACCGUUUUUCUUGAACAUAUUCUCUAAGCUCCUCUUCAUUUUAUCUUAACCACAUCCACAAUGCCCCCAAAAUUCUCUGAGUUCAAAAAAGGUAACGCUAAGAAAGGUGCCAAUUUAUUCAAAACCAGAUGUUUACAAUGUCACACUGUUGAAAAGGGUGGUCCUCACAAAGUCGGUCCAAACUUAUCUGGUAUCUUUGGUAGAAACUCUGGUAAAGCAGCAGGCUACGCGUACACUGAUGCUAACAUCAAGAAAAACGUUCUAUGGACCGAACAAACAAUGAGUGAUUAUUUGAUCAAUCCAAAGAAAUAUAUUCCAGGUACUAAAAUGGCUUUUGGUGGUCUUAAGAAAGACAAAGACAGAUUCGAUUUGAUCACUUAUUUGGUUGAAGCCACCAAAUAAUUUUAAUCAUUUUGUUUUCUUUCCCUAGCUUCUCACUUGAAGCGAUCAAUAAUCAAUCAUUGUAUUAGUAAAUAUUGCAGAAAAUACAAAGUUUUUGUUAAUGAUUUAAUAUUCCUUUAAUUCUUCAAUCUCCAGUCUCUACACAUCCUGUUUUCCCUUUGUUUAAUUUUCUACGACUUUAAACUACAUUUUUUUUUUGUCUAUUUUUUUUUUUUACAAUUAGAUUUUUCAACUUACA
Messenger RNA from Ascoidea rubescens DSM 1968, 868 nucleotides. RefSeq names its product oxidation state-dependent conformational changes in cytochrome C. Gene Ontology annotation, cellular component: mitochondrial intermembrane space. NCBI's taxonomy places the organism in Eukaryota, Fungi, Ascomycota, Saccharomycetes, Ascoideales, Ascoideaceae. The coding region runs from base 289 to 630 and encodes 113 amino acids. The record is from RefSeq and is a predicted model, not a curated record. Gene Ontology annotation, biological process: mitochondrial electron transport, cytochrome c to oxygen; mitochondrial electron transport, ubiquinol to cytochrome c. The transcript has a single exon. Gene Ontology annotation, molecular function: heme binding; electron transfer activity.